Megalops cyprinoides (Indo-Pacific tarpon) is the source of this 2735-nucleotide messenger RNA. It is a transcript of the gene shc3, whose product is annotated as SHC (Src homology 2 domain containing) transforming protein 3. NCBI's taxonomy places the organism in Eukaryota, Metazoa, Chordata, Actinopteri, Elopiformes, Megalopidae. Bases 637 to 2571 code for a protein of 644 amino acids. Gene Ontology annotation, biological process: cell surface receptor protein tyrosine kinase signaling pathway; intracellular signal transduction. The transcript has 12 exons. The record is from RefSeq and is a predicted model, not a curated record. Gene Ontology annotation, cellular component: plasma membrane. Gene Ontology annotation, molecular function: receptor tyrosine kinase binding.
GGAAAGACAAGACAGAAGCAGAUUGAUCAAUUUUGGAUUAAAAAGUGUUUGCUCUCGUUUAGUGCUUUUUCUGUGAUUUUCCUUCCUUUCCUACUGAUGGACUAUGAAAGGAUAGCAUUCCUGCGGUGGAGAGGAAAUAUCAGUCUAGGAAAUUUGAGAAUUGAUUGGUUCUAGUGUGCUGUAAGUGGGAGGAUUUUUUUUGCUACAGGAAGUGAUUUGCAGUGUUCACUGAGCCUUUUGUUGAAAAGGGUCUUCUCAGAUCUGUGAGUCAUGCUUUUGCUGCGAGCGGGUAGGCAACUGUGAGAGGGCUUCAGGAUCUCAACCAUAUUCCACCUCUCCGUCUCUGGACCUCGCUGACGGAAGACAGCAUCCUGGCAGCUUUUUGAAGCCUUUCCCCCCCCUUUCAUGUUCUGCUUUAAUGGAUUGUGUGUUUUUCUUUCCUUUUUUUAACCACUAAAACUGGAUUGCAUCUCUGGUUUCCUCAUAGCAACAACGACCUAAACCAGAACCGCAGCAGGAAAAAAUUACAUCGGACUGCCCGUGAUUGCUAUGAGGCAUUUGCUAUGUUAAAGGAGGGGAUAAUUAGCUUGGCAUCACAUCUGCCAGUGCGCAUGUAAGGCAGGCAGAUAGAAGGGCAUGCUUCACCGUACCAAAUACAACCGCUUCAGGAAUGAGUCUGUGACGUCCGUCGAUGAGCUUCUCCACAAUCUCUCCAUGAACCCCAAGGUUUCGGCAGCCCCCACAGCCUCUGCCGAGCCCCCGUACUCCCCGCCGGCCGAGGUGCUCCACGCCGACCCCGAGGAUGGCGGCACCACCCUCUGCACCCUCAUCAACAAGGUGUCCAACCUGAAAUUCGCCAACACCGGCAGCCUGCUGGGCAUCAAGAGCCUCCCCUCCGCAGUCAAAGACCUGGCGGCGUCCAAGCUGCAAGGAGGGAGCGGUGGCGGCGGCACUGGCAGCCCUGGUCCCACGUCCACUGCAGCAGCGUCCAGCAGCACUGCCUGCAGCCCCGCCACCGGCCCUCUGUGCUCGCAACAGGACCCGGGCGGCAUGAGUGCGGCGGGCGCGGGGAAGAAGAGCCGGCUGGAGGAGGCACACCUGGGGGGAGAGGACUGGAAUCCCAGCGGCAAUGUUGUGAAUAAACCCCCCAGAGGGUGGCUGCACUCCAGCGAGAAGAUCUCUGGACCUGGCGUGACGUACAUCGUAAAGUAUUUGGGAUGUAUAGAGGUUCUUCGCUCGAUGAGAUCACUAGAUUUCAAUACACGAUCACAAAUAACAAGGGAGGCCAUCAGUUUGGUGUGCGAGGCUGUCCCAGGUGCCAAAGGAGUGUUUCGUAAGCGCAAGCCCCCUACUAAGGCUCUGUCCAGUAUCCUCGGGAAGAGCAACUUACAGUUCGCCGGAAUGAGCAUCAACCUGAACAUCUCAACCAGCAGCCUGAAUCUGAUGACACCUGACUCCAAACAGAUAAUAGCAAAUCAUCACAUGCAGUCUAUUUCCUUUGCAUCUGGUGGGGAUCCGGACACUACUGAUUAUGUUGCCUAUGUAGCUAAAGAUCCUGUUAACAGAAGAGCGUGUCAUAUUCUGGAGUGCUCUGAUGGUCUGGCUCAGGAUGUCAUCAGCACCAUUGGUCAGGCAUUUGAUCUCCGCUUCCAACAGUACCUGCAGUGUCCCUCCAGCAAACUUCCCACGUUACACGAUAGGAUGCUGAAUAUGGAGGAGACCCCGUGGACGGAGGAAGAGGAGGAAGCCGCUGAGCAUCCAUACUACAACAACAUACCGGGGAAGAUGCCACCGCCUGGGGGGUUCAUUGACACAAGACUGAAGAGCCAGACGUCUGGACCAGCAGAGGGCAGUCAGUCGAGUCCAGUGGCUGGACUAGACCAAACCUAUUACCAGGGGAGACACUGUGGAGAGAGCUGGAGUGAGGAGAGGAGGACCUUGCCUGUUCGACAGGGUUCAAGUGACAUAUACAGUCUACCUGAAGGUAAAAGUCAAGUACCAAAAAUGGGGGACGUCCCCACUUAUGUCAACACCCAGAACAUCGACGUCCAGAUGCUGGCGGCGCUGCAGGCGGAGUCUGACACUGUGACGGAUGGGUCCGCGGGGGUGGCCAAAGAUAGUCCCAGGAAAGAUCUAUUUGAUAUGAAGCCCUUCGAAGACGCCAUCCUUACUCAGACCCCAGUCCCUGCGCUCAGCAAGGCCGCGUCGGUGGACAACUCCAGCCCGCUGCUGGUCCGAGCUGCCGCCUUCAAAGCCCAUGAGGAGCUGGAGGGACAACCGUGGUACCAUCGGGAGAUGAGCCGCAAGGAGGCAGAGAAGCUGCUGCGGGAGGACGGCGACUUCCUUGUGCGCAAGAGCGCCACCAACCCGGGCUCCUACGUGCUGACGGGCAUGCACAAUGGGCUGACCAAGCACCUGCUGCUGGUGGACCCGGAGGGCACGGUACGGACAAAAGAUCACAUAUUUGACAGCAUCACCCACCUAAUUAGCCAUCACCGCGACAACAACUUGCCCAUAGUCUCUGCCGGGAGUGAACUGUGUCUUAAACAGCCUGUAGCAAGGAAAGAGUGAAAGGUUCUCACGCUGCAAUGGAGGAAACAAUCUUACUCCUUUCAAACUUGAAACUUGAAGAAUACAGAGAAUAUAUUAUUGUCACAGAUUACUAAAGAUGACACUUCCUUUGGAAUGUGUAUCUGGGCAUCUUUUGGCUGCUUGGGAAGGCGGGAAGAGAUUUG